This is a messenger RNA of Leptinotarsa decemlineata (Colorado potato beetle), 956 nucleotides long. RefSeq lists its product as uncharacterized. The record is from RefSeq and is a predicted model, not a curated record. Lineage: Eukaryota; Metazoa; Arthropoda; Insecta; Coleoptera; Chrysomelidae.
AUUUAUUAAUGGGAAAUUCAAAAAAGUUCAAGCUUAACUUUCCUUAGUUUUCUGUUGAAUAUUUUAUCAAAAUUGAAUAGUACAGAUAAAUUUCAGAUGAAUUAUGAAUGCUCAUAAACAAAAAAACUUGAUCCAGAAAACUCUCGUACGGAAUACUGAAAAACCCGUCCAAAAAUGUAAAGUGGUCCCAGAUGCCCCAACAGAGACUGAAAAAAAAGACUCGAAAAAUUUAAAUCCAGCAGAUUCGAAAAAAACUAUCUCCGAGAGAAAUAAACCUCAAACGAAGUUUGAUGUCCCGACAUUGUGCUCAACACUAAAAUUAUCCAAAAAAAUUGAUGAAAUAUCGAAACCCAGGAAAACCAAGAGUUUAUCAGAUGUGGGACAUAAGAAACUUGCUGUUGAUGAAAAAGUAACCCAGAAAAUUAACUUUCCUUACAGCGAACCUAACUUUAGGAAUUUGAUACCAUUAUCUGUCAGCCAAGCUCCAUCACAGCCACUUGUUGCUUCUAGGGAGCCAUUACCACAUAAAGACAAAGAACCAUUGCUUGUGGAUUUUGUGGAACAAAAAACAGUUCCUGAUUACUACAGUUUACCUAGUGUUAAGAUAGAAAAUAGGACACUUUUAGUAAAGAGUAAUAAUUUGAGAUUGUAUAAAAUGUUAGAACUCAAUGAUAAGUAGGAAUUUUAAAAUUAUAAAAUGAAACCAGAGGUUUUUAUGUCAACGGCAUCAUUGUCAUUCACAGUCUCAUCAGAGAUGUAACAUAGGAUAAUCAAUCCAGCUUCUCGACUGGAAAAUAUCUAGUUGAAGGGGAAAGGUUGUAAUUAAACAUGUUUAUAUCAAGAACUUUUAAGCCCAUGAAAAGCAUAUUUCUGUUUUUCUCAUUAAAAGAAAAUGUUUUUUUUUCUGAUUGAUUCGGCUGUGAUAUUUUUUAAAAAUAAAGUUUGUGAAGAUUAAA